Messenger RNA from Kogia breviceps (pygmy sperm whale), 1587 nucleotides. RefSeq names its product homeobox C9 (gene HOXC9). The record is from RefSeq and is a predicted model, not a curated record. Gene Ontology annotation, molecular function: DNA-binding transcription factor activity, RNA polymerase II-specific; RNA polymerase II cis-regulatory region sequence-specific DNA binding. Lineage: Eukaryota; Metazoa; Chordata; Mammalia; Artiodactyla; Physeteridae. Gene Ontology annotation, cellular component: nucleus. Gene Ontology annotation, biological process: proximal/distal pattern formation; regulation of transcription by RNA polymerase II; embryonic skeletal system morphogenesis.
UGCCUUGAUUGUUCUGUGAGCAGAUAAAAAGUACAUAUACAGUUCAUACAAUAAUCUUAUGUAUGUAAAACCCUGUUACGAUGUCGGCGACGGGGCCCAUCAGUAACUAUUACGUGGACUCGCUCAUCUCUCACGACAAUGAAGACCUCCUAGCGUCCAGGUUUCCGGCCACGGGGGCUCACCCCGCCGCCGCCAGACCCAGCGGUUUGGUGCCGGACUGUAGCGAUUUUCCGUCCUGUAGCUUCGCGCCCAAGCCGGCCGUGUUCAGCACGUCGUGGGCGCCCGUGCCCUCGCAGUCGUCCGUGGUCUACCACCCGUACGGCCCCCAGCCCCACCUCGGCGCCGACACGCGCUACAUGCGGACUUGGCUCGAGCCGCUGUCCGGCGCCGUCUCCUUCCCCAGCUUCCCAGCCGGGGGUCGUCACUACGCCCUCAAGCCGGACGCCUACCCCGGGCGCCGCGCCGACUGCGGCCCGGGCGACGGCCGCAGCUACCCGGACUACAUGUACGGCUCGCCCGGGGAACUGCGCGACCGCGCCCCGCAGACCCUGCCCUCGCCCGAGGCGGACGCCCUCGCCGGCAGCAAGCACAAAGAGGAGAAGGCCGACCUGGACCCCAGCAACCCCGUGGCCAACUGGAUUCACGCCCGCUCCACAAGGAAGAAGCGCUGCCCCUACACCAAGUAUCAGACGCUGGAACUGGAGAAGGAGUUUCUCUUCAAUAUGUAUUUAACCAGGGACCGUCGGUACGAGGUGGCCCGGGUUCUCAACCUCACCGAGCGGCAGGUCAAAAUCUGGUUUCAGAACCGGAGGAUGAAGAUGAAAAAGAUGAAUAAAGAAAAAACCGACAAGGAGCAAUCCUAAACCCUGCCCCAGCCUGCUGCCUCGGCACAGCCAAGGGAAAAACAAAAAACCCACAAAAAUACCCCAACCCAGGCGGGAGACAGCACGAAAAAGAAAAGGAAAGAGCAAGAUAGAGAAAAGCCAAUCGGCUUAAAAAGAAAAAAAAAGGGAAGGGGAGAAGGAAAACUCUUGCGAUUUGGGAGGGUUCAGUGUUGAGAAAUUGGUGUUUUAGUUAGUUCUACCCAGCAAGGAGGAGGAGGCCCGGGAGAGAAACCGCGUUCUCUUCUCCCAGCGCAACUGAAAUAAAUGACACACACAAAUGUGAUUUUUUUUCUCCUUUCUUCAGAGAAGCCAGUACUUGAAUCGCUAUAUUUCUAUUUUUUUCUCCUGUGUCGUAUUUGGUCCGGGGCAUCCUUCCCCAGGCGUGGGGUGCUCUGCGUGCAGAUUUUGUACAAAAAAAAAGACACACACACAUACACAAGAAUGCUUCCCAGCCCAGGAGCUGAGGGGCGAGGGCCGGGGACCAUGCCGCAGGCUGGGUCCGGCGGCUCAGGCCAGUGCCUCUGGCAUGUACAUAGCAGUGUCUCUUCAUCCCCAGAGUCCGUCCUGUAACGUGCUUCUGUUUGUUAUGGUAGAACAGCUCUGUGUUAAUAUAUCGAAGUCACUUAAAAAACCAGAAACUCAACCGUAUCCAGUUCUCGUUAUUUCUCCUCCCUGUGGCUCCCAGGCUUCUGGUGUGGAAGAA